CUUGACAAACACUUGCGAAACGCUUCAGGUCGAGCGCGCGCGAGGCAGAGCUUUUCAUUCGUGGUCCGCUUCAGAAAAAUGACGGAGGCUGAGCUGUACUCAGUGUAUAAAGGUGUGUACGUGCCGAAGGACCUGCAUCCUCCAGAAAGCCUGAAAUACUGCGAGGACUUCGCUUUCCGUCCAGACGACGUCCUGAUCGUCACUUACCCCAAAUCCGGAACAACAUGGAUGCAGGAGGUGGUUCCUCUGAUCGUGAGCGAGGGUGAUCUGACCCCGGUGCUGACCGUGCCGAACUGGGACCGAGUGCCAUGGCUGGAGGAGCACCGGGCCAUCCUGCUCGGUCUGGAGCAGAGACCUUCUCCGCGCGUCUUUGCUACUCACUUCCAUCGCCACAUGAUGAACGAGUCCUACUUCAAAACCAAGCCCAGGGUUCUCUAUGUCAUGCGUAACCCGAAAGACGUGUUCACUUCCUCGUUUCACUACUACGGAAUGGCCUCGUACCUCGUGAACCCAGGGAGCCAAGACGAGUUCAUGGAGAAGUUCCUCGACGGGACAAUCAUGUUCGGCUCCUGGUUUGAUCAUGUGAAGAGCUGGAUUAAUGCUGAAGAAAAGGAGUCCAUACUGUACGUUUUCUACGAGGAGAUGAUCGCCGACCUGAAAGGCUCCGUGGAGAAAAUCGCCAAGUUUCUCGGCAAGUCUCUGAGUCCGGACGUGACGGAGAAGAUCGCCGAGCACUGCGUCUUCAAGAACAUGAAACAAAACAAAAUGUCCAACUUUUCUCUGGUUCCGGAGCAAUACAUGGACCAGAAAAAAUCGGAGUUCCUGAGGAAAGGAAUCGCCGGGGACUGGAAGAAUCUGUUCACCCAGGCCCAAGAGCAGCGAUUUAAUGCCGUGUACGAAGACAAGAUGAAAGAUGUGACAUUCAAGUUUAUGUGGGACUGAAAAAAUAAUCAUACUCGCUUUUAAUAAGCAUUUUAUAUUCAUUUUUAACCUUUUGUUGCAUGCUUUUUUAAUUGUAAGUAUCAAAUGCGCAGUUUAUACACUGUUGAUAAUUUGCUCUACGAAAGUAAUUAUUACUAGCUACUAAUUAUGUCUAACAGUAGCUAAUUACUCUCUUUAGGUAUUGCAUAAUUACAUUCUACAUGCUAUGGCAUAUAUAUGAAACCUCUUUUCAUUUGUUAAAAUCAUAUAAAAUGACAUUAUUGAAAAUGUAUUACUAUUGAACUGACUAAAAUAUUAAAAAACACAGAUUUUACA
Messenger RNA from Puntigrus tetrazona (Sumatra barb), 1257 nucleotides. RefSeq names its product sulfotransferase 2B1-like. Gene Ontology annotation, biological process: sulfation. The record is from RefSeq and is a predicted model, not a curated record. Lineage: Eukaryota; Metazoa; Chordata; Actinopteri; Cypriniformes; Cyprinidae. Gene Ontology annotation, cellular component: cytoplasm. Gene Ontology annotation, molecular function: sulfotransferase activity. Bases 79 to 942 code for a protein of 287 amino acids. The transcript has 7 exons.